AUGAGUGAAAAUAGUCCUCUCACAACAUACCAAUCUGUUCGUUAUCUCGAUAAAAUUGUUCAAAUUGAAACAUGUAAUCUCCAUGGCAUCGAAUGUCUUCGUUUGGAUGACGUCCGCUUACGCUUCCCUAAGGUCACAUGUCUAUACAUCGAUGACAAACAACAAUCAUUUCUUCACGAUGAAAACGGUCAUCGACUCGAACCAUUACGCAUUAAAGCUUGCAUCGAUGAAGUCAUGGAAGCUUUUGAACCUGAGGAAAAUCAUAGUCAAUGUUUACAAAUCGAACAUAUCCAAGAAAUGCAAAGAGCUCUUGUUCUUAUGAACAAUAGCACGCAGGAGAAAAUCAAACAAGCAAUGACAUUAAUGUACGAACUAAAUGAAUACACAACUCCACAAUAUUUCUACGUUUUACCAGUAAAGAACAAUAAUCAGAGUAUGCUGAGUUCAAUAACCAAUUACUUUCAACUGGAAUAUAAAUUAUAUUUUCUAUGCGACUGUUCUGACGAUCCAAACGAACGACAUCCAGCUCCACAUGACGGUUAUGUGAUAAAAGAGCCGACAAAAUUUAUUGCUGACUACGGCAUACACAUACGGAGAACAUUGAAUAUUAUUAAAACUGCACUUCCGAUUGUCGGCCGUAUUGUUGAUAUGCAUGUACAUAACGCACCAGCAUUAAUAUCCGAUGCUGCUAGGUCGUUGGACACGUUCACUCUGGUCACGAAAAUCAAUGAAGCUGCAAAUUUAUUAAAUCAAGUGGAAGAAACGUCAGUGACUCCAAACACAUCGAGUGAACUGAAAACGAUGAGUAAUUGUUUGCCAUUACACGGUGCACCAUUACGAGAGCUAGUCAAUUAUUUAGAAGGUGUGGAUAAUAAAAAUACUCUCGGAAAUUUGUACAAAAAAGUAACUGAUGAUGGACAUGUUCGAUGGGUGUGUUUAGAACACUAUGAUACUGAUUAUCACAAACAACGAAUGUGUCAAUACGCUCAACAAUUGAAGAACUUUGGAGGAACAUUUGAUGAAAACACGAAAGAAGUUCGAAUAACAAGUGACAACCAAACACCUUUAGAAGUUCUCAAGUUGAUUAAUUUAUUGAAAAAUGGUCUGAAAAUACCAAAACUGAUGAUUGAAAAAUGUUGUAUAAAAGAAGCAGACUUAAAUCAAUUGUUGGAUGUUUGUAUCAAUCAAUCAGCAAUUCACUUGGUUUUUACUGAUGUGCAAGUAUUAAACCGGUUUACUUCAAAUUAUAUUUGUAAUUCGAUAUCAAUCUCUGUUCGAGAAGACUCCUUGGAAGUUUAUUUACCCAAUCGGUACACAAAUGGCGAUAUGAAAACCGUCAUUCAAGUUUUAUCACAGAACAAAAAUCGACGAAUAAUCAAAGUUCGUGGUAUCGAUGGAUCCUUCGAUUACGAAAACGAUUUUACUGAAAAACUCGAGAAAAAAUCGACAAUUCUAAUUGCAGAUCAUUUGAAUAAUAUUGAAAUACUCAAUGAGCUCUUUUCUGCAGCAGUUUCCUUCACUCACGUCAAACUCAAUUACUGUUAUGGUUCGGUGAGAAACUUUAUACGUCUUUGCGAAUUAUUAUCAAAGCACGAAACGCUGAUCGAACUUGAUCUAGUCAACCCCACCGGUUUUGAUGAUGAACACGUUCUUGGUAAACUCUGCAAAUCGUUUAGCAAUCACAAAGCAUUGAAAACGUUGAACCUGUGUAUUUCAAAUAUAUAUAUCGUGGAAAAAAAUUGCAAAGAACGUAAUUUAAUUGAUUUGAUAACGAAAAAUCCUUUUGUUAAACGUCUGCUUCUCUUCGAUUCGAUCGUGACAGCUGAUUUUGCAAAAGCAAUUAUUGACAAAGUGAACAACUCGGGAUCAUUGAAAUCUCUCGAGCUCUACAACUGUCAAAUAGACGAGCAAAUUCGAUCAAGGCUGGAAGAGUUAUGGAUUGCUAAUAAACUCAAUCUCAUUUUUGAGAGCAGACAAUAUUAUUGCGCAGUAGCAGAGAAAAUACGCGAAGUUCUUGAUCAAGGUAAAGUAUUUGACCAAGAAGAGGAUCUCGACGUCAUUGAUGAUCAUUUGAAUUUCAAUGGGAAAGAAUUGGGGGAUAAAGAUCUGAUCAUUUUAUCAAAAAAUUCAAAUCGUGUCAAACAAUGUAAACGAAUUUCAUUGUCUAACAAUCAAAUCACAUCAUUUGGAAUUGUUCUCUUAACCGAGAUUUUAUUUGACCAUCCUUUUCUAGAACAACUAGAUUUGAGUUCGAACAACUUGUGUGACGGCGGUGUUUAUCUAUUGACUAAGAUAUUAUCGAUCAAUCAUAAAACGAAACUUCAAUCAAUUUGCCUAAAAUCAAAUGGAAUUACUGACGAAGGAAUUAAAUAUUUGGGUCAAAUGUUAAACACGAACAAGACAGUGAGGCACUUGGAUUUAUCGAAUAACUUCAUAACGAACAAUGGAGUGCAAACAUUAACGCAGAUAAUUGGUGACAAGAAAACGGAUUUCAAUCAUCCUCGAGGUGCUCGCGUUUGUCAAUCUAUCAAAAAUAAUGAAAAGCAACAUUAUCUGAAGAGUAAAACUUGA
This is a messenger RNA of Adineta ricciae, 2571 nucleotides long. The record is from the annotation of a GenBank genome assembly. Lineage: Eukaryota; Metazoa; Rotifera; Eurotatoria; Adinetida; Adinetidae.